AUGGGGGACUUCGCCUCCCCCGCUGCCGGACCCAACGGCAGUAUCUGCAUCAACAACAGCAUGAACCCGGCCGCCGGGAACGUGGUUCCCGCCGGAGCGGUGGGCAUACCUAAGCACAGCACGGUGGUGGAGAGGCUGAGGCAGCGGAUAGAGGGCUGCCGGAGACACCACGUUAACUGCGAGAGCAGGUACCAGCAAGCGCACGCCGAGCAGCUGGAGAUAGAGCGGAGGGAGACGGUCAGCCUGUACCAGCGGAGUCUGGAGCAGAGGGCCAAGAAGUCGGCCGGCGGCAGCAGCAAGCAAUCGCAGAGCAAGCAGCAGGACCCGGACUCUGCCUCCUCCACGGAACAGAGGAAUAACACGCUCAUAGCGCUCCAGGAGACUGUAAAGCGGAAACUGGACAGUGCACGAUCGCCCCUCAAUGGAGAACAGAACGGCAUCUGUGAUGGAGGCAGCUACUCGCCGACUACCAAACGGGUACGGAAGGAGGGCUCCGGUGGUAUAGACUCACUAACGGGUAUCCCCAACAACAACAAUGUACCACCAAUCUCUCCACUGCAUCACCAAAUGGACAUUAAGCCCUUACUUGGCGGGCCCAACACUUCCACCGGAAACAACACUACAAACGGCAAUGGCAACCACGUAGGCCAGGCAUCAGAUGAGCUGGGGAAGAAUGGUGGCAGCCAUCUCUCAGACAUGAAGCUGAAUGGCUCGCUGGACCUGGAGGACAGCUUCGGCCUCCUCAAAGACCUGAAACAGGAGCCACUUGACGACGGAGGUGGGAUGGAGUCUUCCGAUCCCCAGUCCCUGUCCAAUCAGAACAAACUGUUCUCUGACAUCAACCUCAAUGACCAAGAGUGGCAGGAGCUGAUUGACGAGCUGGCCAACACUGUGCCGGAAGACGAUAUGCAUGACCUCUUCAAUGAGGACUUUGAGGACAAGAAAGAGGCGGAGUUCGGCAGGCCGGCAAACAAUCAGACACCAGGCCCACAAGAAGCAGCUGGGAACACGACAGCACCGCCAGCAGCAGCCCUUCCUCCUCAGCUUCCACAGGGAGGCCCACAGGUUCCCAUGGGUUCUCCACAGGUCCGACCAUCUUCGUCAGGCCCUCAGUUCGCCACCACUGCCAAUGGAACGCCUCCUCAGCAACCUUUGCAGCAGUCUCCAGCUGUUGCCAUGGCAUCGGGUUCCCCAUUGCACAACUGCGUGGCUCGCUCCCCUCAGACCCCAACCCAGGCUCAGACACAAGCAGUCUCUAGGCCUGGGAAUGGAUACAUGAUGAACCAAGGCCCGGGGGUCAGUCAGGCGGGCACGGGGCCUGGAGCAGCUGGAGUUGCCCCUGGAGGUCAGCCUGUAGGGCCAGUGACACCUGAACUUUCUCCAGCAGAGCAGCUCAAAGCAAUGGCUCAGCAGCGUGCUAAACUGCUGCAGCAGAAGCAGCAGCAGCAGCAACAAGCAGCUAACUGGUCCCCUGCAGGUGCGCCAACCAGUCCCUAUAACUCUGGUCCCUUUAACCAAGACAAACCCAACAGCCCCAUGAUGUACCCACCGCAAGCCUUUAACGCGCCACAGGGCCCUCAUGUGGCUGGAAUGGCCCCCAACAAUGGGCCCAAAGCCCCCAUGAACAACUACCUCCCUCACAACCACAUGGGCAUGAUGGGCCAGCAACAGCCAAAUGGCAUCAACCAGAACACCCUGACCAAACAACAGCAGCAACAGCAGCAGCAAACAGCAGCCAUGUUGUCUUACAACAACACCAAGCCCCUGAGUCACUUCAGCGGCAGCGGGGUUGAUCACUUAGGCCAGAGGAUGACUCCUCCCAUGGGAGGGAACAAUCAGGUCAAGAACCCCAUGAUGCCUCCCUACAUGGGCGGUGGGGGAGGUGGUGGCCAGGGCGCGGGGCCAGGGCAGACCCAGGGGCCAAUCCCGGGACAGACGGCGCACCUGAGUGAGGAGCAGAAGAGGAUGUUGCUGAUGAAGCAGAAAGUGUUGAACCAGAACAUGCCCUACAGCACCAUGCAGCCUCAUGGACAGGAACAAGGUGUUGUGGGAAUGUCACGACCGCCGGGUGCCAUCCCGCCUCCUCACCCUGCUGGAGGCGUGGCCUCUGGGGUGGGGCCCAACCAGGUGUCGGGACCUCCUCCUGGCUAUGUGGGCAACCAGCAGCAGGCAGCCAUGAUGAAACAGAUGAUGGCGAUGGAGCAAGAGAAGAGGGUGCAGAUGCACAUGAUGGAGCAGCAGAAGCAGCAGCUCUUCAGAGAGCAGAGACAGCAGCAGCAGCAGCAACUACUGGCCGAACAGCUCCAACAGCAGCAGCAUCUCCCCAGACAGAUGGGCCAAGGCCAGAGGAAUCCAUACCCCCAAGUCAACCAGUACCAAGGUCCUCCUCAGGAUCUGGCAUCCAGAAGCCAGGCUCUCCAGAACAUUCGGGCUGCCCGUCUCCUGCAACAGCAACAGCAGAACCAGCAGCAGAUGGUUCAGAUGAGUUCUGUCCAGGGCCAGGGGGGCUCUGUGGGACCCCAAACUGACAUGGGUUUACCCUACGGCAACCAGGGGUCCAGCCAAGGUUCCCUCUACGGGCUCAACCCCUCCAUGAGCCAAAUGAUCCACCAGCAGCAGCACCAGAGCCAAAGUGUCCAAGCCUCCAUGGGUCUUCCACCGCAGCACAACCCCGCCGGAGGUCCGCCCCGGCAGGCAGGUGCAGGUCCUGGGGUCGGCGGGAUGCCCGGAGGCCCCGGAGGUGGUGGAGCCGGAGGGUAUGGAGGACAGGGGAUGUUAAUGAACUCCAUGACCCAGCAACCCCUCAAAGGCCCUCCCAAAGCCCAAGCACAGAGACUGCAAAGCAUGCUAGGAGCAGGAGGCGGAGGCGGGGGAAUGGCGGCAGGUGGCUGGCCGCAGCAGCAAGGACAGAGUCUGCAGGCCAUGGGGGGAGGAGUCGGAAGGACUACAGGAGGAGGGGGAGGAGACAUGGUGGGGUUCAGCUCCAGCCAGGGUUAUGGGAUGCAGCCGGGUCAACCCCAGCGCAUGGCCAAGCAACACUUUCAGGGUCCGGGCCAGGGGAUGAGCCAGGGAAUGGACCCCAGAGUGGGCAACCCAGCGGCCGGUAUGGGCGGCCCAAUGAUGGGCCCUCACAUGGGCGGUCAGCCCAGGACCAACCAGCCCCGGCCCAUGGUCAUGAACCAGGGGAUGAACCAAGGGGUGAUGGGCCAGGGGAUGACUGGGAUGGGGGGGUUCGGGCCUGGCCCUGGGGGGCCUGGUUUAGGGGCAGGGGGAGGAGGAGGUGGACCCUAUGGACCCGGGGGAGUCGGGGUUGGAGGUCAGCCACCGGGCUACCAGAGGACAGCCAAUCAGGACAUGUCAUCCUAUGGAUAUGGGGGCGGGCCCUCAGGGGGAGGAGCCUUCGGAUUGGGCGAUGGCUCAGGGGCGGAGCUGGACUCAAGUGAUGGUUGGAUGGAGGAGUUUUUCCCGAACCAAUAGCCAACGGGGAACCUGGAGAUUAGUUUUUACUGGAUGAACUAAGCGUUAGUCGGACAAUUGUUAAAUCCUGAGAAAGUAAAACAAAAAGGAUGACAUGAUGUGGACUGGCAUGUUUUUGUUUUGUAAAACAUGAGCAAGGUUAUAAAUGUGUUAUGUUUUUGUUUUUGUGUGUGUGUGUGUGUGUGUGUGUGUGUGUGUGUGUGUGUGUGUGUGUGAGAUGGAGAGAGCGAUCAUUAUGUCUCGUGCAUAUUAAUGAAAAACCAAUAUAGAGAUUAAGAGGUGUGUUUCAUUAGUUUCCUUUUUUCACCGCAAAAUUAAUUUUCUCAUGUUCCAGUGUUUGAAAGCGAGCCCCGUUUACACAGCAACACUUUGAGCCCAAGCUUCAGCAAGGGCUGAUUGAACACCACAGACUGAUGAAGGGGAAGGAAGACUUGUUCUCAAGACAGCAAUUUAUUUGUGUUAGUGUGUUUGUGCCACCCAGCUCAGAGCUUCAGAUCUCUCAACUAUGUGAGGAGCUGAAGGGAGUAGAAAGCACUCUCAGCGCUCCCAUUUCCUCCCUUAGAUUUGUGCCCCCUAUACACACACACACACGCAUACACAAAUCUGUCGCCUUCGCGCUCUCUCACUUUGUUCUCUUCAUCUCUCUCUCUCACUUUGUUCUCUUCAUCUCUCUCUCUCUCUCUCUCUCUCUCUCUCUCUCUCUCUCUCAUAUCUUCCUUCUCUCUCUCCGCCGUCUUUCCCACCCUCUCUCCAGAGACUCGUUCCUCGCUCUCCUUUCUCUGUUUAAAUUGUGAACAUCACAACAGAACAAAUGAUGUUCCUCUAUUGUGCCACACAAGCGCACUCUGCCCUCUAGUGCUUUUGCUAGGCAACCAACCUGGGUGGCAUUUCUUUGAGGGUUUCAUUUCCUGCGCGUGGCUGUGGAUGACGGGAAUGCACGCACAGAAAGACAAAGAGAGCAAAAAGCAGAGAAAGAGAGAGAGAAUAGGCAGCUAAAGCAAGCACUCUCACACACACACAAACAUAUACAAACCAACAUACAGACAAACAAGCUUCAGCCUGGGAGGAUGAGCGGAUGUGUGAGAGGCAGCUAACAGAGCUAAUAUUACAUUAAACCUUCUGCCUGUGUGACACAAACCACAUCCCAUGCAUCAGGCUGACACAAAGCAAAACGAUCGCUGGGCACUGAAUGUAUUCAAGCACCACAAGUGACUUCUUCUUUUAAAGAAAAAAAAAAAAAGCUAAUUGAAAGCCCACCCACAUGUUAUGUUUGUUGCCGUGUAUUUAUCUCUAACAAUGAAGCUGGUUGUGUCUUUGUCGAUUUAAAAGUGAAAAAAAAAGAAAAAGUUAGCCUUCUUUUUAGUUUGUGUUGUCUUUUGAAAAAUCUGUUUGUCCUCCCGUCGCAGCACAGCCUUCCCUUCCAUACCGACACAGCUGGUUGUCAAUCACCGUAGCCCUGCUUUACAUCCUGGCUUCUCUUGUACCGCAGCAGAAAACACCCUCACUCCAAAAUAGAACGUAACUGUGCUAAACUGUAACACUACUGUGAAGAGAGUUGUCCCCUUCCAGCGCUUUACUAGGAAAAUGAACCACUGCUACGCCUUGAGUUUGUUUUAAAAACAGUAGAGAAACUUCACACAGCUGAUUGGGCUUCAAGGGUGACGACGGUUAGCGCCAGUUAGCAUCUAAACAAUCAGUGCUUCCACUGAAGUCAGCGUCUCCCUUUCUCCGAGCUUACGUAUUUCACUGUAGGCUUUACUCCUCAUCAUCAACAAGCUGUUCACUCUUUUGCCCUAAUGGUUGAGUAAUAAAUAUGUGUCGAAUAGGUUUUAGUCGUUGGUCAGAUAACACCUUACUUCUCUAACUGUUUUGUAGUCUCGGUUAAAAAGAUGAAUGAAAGCGUGCUUGUUCGUGCAUUACUUUGUAUUUAGCUCACCAAGAGUGAAAGUUUGAAAGACGACGCUGUAAUCAACAAACCAAAAAGCCUUCUUCUCUGUAAACUAACUCCUUGCCAUCAACGCUGUUUGUUCUCAUGGUUGUUGAUGUUGUAUAAUUCAACCCUUUAAAUACAAACUUUUAACCACCAUUGUCAUGUAAGCCUCGCUGCAUUUGGUAGCACCCCACGAAUGAGGGUCUGUAGUUUGAUUUUUGUCAUGUUUGGAGAGCAGAAGUCCUCCAUCUCACUGUGGAGUCUGAAGGUUUAGGGUUGUAGCCCUCCCCAGUUUUGUAAGGGGGAGAUGGUGAAAUGAAUAAAAGCUUCUAGAUAAACUCUUGAGCCUUCCUUGUGCAGGAAAAGCAGUGGAGCGCUCACCGCUUCAAUGGCUCCACUGCUCAUGCUUCCAAAACUUUGAUACCACUCCAGUACUCCAGGCAGGCUCAAAUAAAAGUUCAGUGUCAGACCAGUGAAUUGGAGGCGGUGGGCAGGAAAUCACCUGAGGGUUACCACUCCAGACUGGAGGCAGGAAGGUAGAGAAACACUUCUGGGUCAGUGUUAAGAUCACAGCCUUUGUGACCUUUUUGUCUUCUUCAAAGUAAGAGUUCAUGGUAUGGUUUGAAAUCCCUUCAGGAAGAGAAAGGAAGCUUCCUCCAAAUAUCAUUAUGUACCGGGACCAAGUCUGUAGACAACAUUUUAACAAAAAUUGUUGUUGUUGAUGUUCUUUGUUUUUUUUUCUUUGUGUUUUUUUUUUUACUGGUGCUGACAUAUAUGUGAUUAUGAGAAAAAGUAUAUAAAAGAUAAUGGCUAUUUGUAAAUAUGUUUUUACAGGUUUAAAUACAUCAGAUAAUACAGUCUCUACUCUGUAAAGAAUUUACUGUUUGUUGGAAAAUAGAGAAGUAUUUUUAUUUUGAAGUUUUUUGGUUUCACGUUUAACCCAUCUGAGCUAUGCCAUUGCACUUCAGACAAUGUCUUACUACUAAUUUGUAUUGUAAACCUCCUCCUUUUUUGGAUUUUUUUUUCAUUUUUUUUUUCUAGUUUGAGAUUUGACUCUGUUCUUAAGCAGUGCUUAUUUCUUUUUAUCCUGUACAGAAUUCUGAAAUGUUAACAAAAGAGAAUUACAAAACUUUUUUUUUUUUCGUUUGUUUUUCAAAAAGAUACAAUAAAGAGACAAUGUUCUCGCUGAUCAUAUUAAAUGAA
This is a messenger RNA of Cottoperca gobio, 6610 nucleotides long. It is a transcript of the gene maml3, whose product is annotated as mastermind-like transcriptional coactivator 3. Gene Ontology annotation, biological process: positive regulation of transcription of Notch receptor target; Notch signaling pathway. Gene Ontology annotation, cellular component: nuclear speck; nucleoplasm. NCBI's taxonomy places the organism in Eukaryota, Metazoa, Chordata, Actinopteri, Perciformes, Bovichtidae. The coding region runs from base 1 to 3477 and encodes 1158 amino acids. The record is from RefSeq and is a predicted model, not a curated record. The transcript has 6 exons. Gene Ontology annotation, molecular function: transcription coactivator activity.